This is a messenger RNA of Punica granatum (pomegranate), 2393 nucleotides long. Lineage: Eukaryota; Viridiplantae; Streptophyta; Magnoliopsida; Myrtales; Lythraceae. The record is from RefSeq and is a predicted model, not a curated record.
UUAUAUAAGACUCCUCCACAUCCGAAGAAAGGACACGCAGAUCAAACCGAACACCUAGCCCCUCCAGGACAGGACAAGCAGCUAUGGAACUCUCACAAAGGGCGCCGCGCGGGGUCUCCAGGGACCGCCUCAUGUUCUCUUCCUCGGAUGAUAACGCGAUGCUGAAGCAGAUCGUAUCCACUCAUGCCCCGGAUGGCCGGGAAUUUGAGGUCCGCCCAAUGCUUCACUUGGUGGAGGACAUAUUCAAGCGUUCCGAGGUCACUGGCCCCGGCAUGGUCCCCGCGGGGCAACCGCAUUCAGAUAUUCUGGAUGAUAGAAUCAUCCGCGACAUGCUCGAGUUCCUGUCUUACACUAUAAACAGAGUCGCCUGCGAGAUGUCCUGCAAGUGCAUGAGUGGGGGAGAUGCCCACGCCACGGCUGUGAACGUGUUCAACAUCCUCUCGAGCUACAGCUGGGAUGCCAAGGCAGUGCUCGCGUUGGCAGCGUUCGCAGUAGGCUACGGCGAGUUCUAUCUCGUGGCCCAGCUCUACACUAGCAACUCCCUCGCCAAGGGUGUCGCUGCCCUCAAGCAGCUUCCCGAGAUCUUCGAGCGGAUUGACAUCCUCAAGCCCAAGUUCGACGCACUCAAGAGCCUGCUCAGUGCAAUGGUGGAGCUAACCAAGUGCAUCAUCGAGUUGAGGGAGCUUCCUUUGCAGUACAUCAGCCCCGAAACACCGGAGCUUGAGACCGCGACUUCGCACAUCCCCACCGCGACCUACUGGAUCAUCAGGAGUGUCGUGGCCUGUGCCUCCCAGAUUACUGGUCUCGUUGGAAUGGGAGCCGAAUAUAUGGCUUCGGCAUCUGAAGCGUGGGAAUUAUCGAGCUUGGCGCAUAAGAUCAACAGCAUACAUGACCAUCUAGUGAAACAGCUCACCCGGUGUCACCAUUUGAUAAAUGAGAAGAAGCACAUCGAGGCAUUCCAGAAGCUCGCAAAGCUCUUCGAUAUGCCCCACAUUGAUAACAUCAAGAUCCUCCAGGCAUUGAUCUAUGCCAAGGACGAUCAGCCUCCACUCAUCGAUGGCUCAACCAAGAGAAGGGUCGGGCUCGAGGAGCUGAGGAGGAAGAACGUGCUGCUGCUGAUCUCAGAGAUUGACAUCCCAGCGGAGGAGCUGGCAAUACUGGAGCAGAUGUACAUGGAGGCGAGGCAGCACCCGAUGAGGCCUGAGAGCCAGUAUGAGAUCGUAUGGAUCCCGGUGGUGGACACGUCAGUCCUGUGGACGGAUGAGAUGCAGAGGCAGUUCGAGGCCACGCAGUUGAUGAUGCCGUGGCACUCGGUGCACCACCCGUCGCUCAUCGACCCCGCUGUGAUCAAGUACAUCAAGGAGGUGUGGAAGUUCAACAAGAAGGUCGUGCUUGUGGUAUUGGACCCACAGGGGAAGGUUGUCAACUACAACGCACUCCACAUGAUGUGGAUAUGGGGAAGCUUGGCUUACCCCUUCACCAGUGCUAAGGAGGAAGCCCUCUGGAAGGAAGAGACUUGGAGGAUCGAGUUGCUCGCGGACACCAUCGAACCGCUAAUCUUUAACUGGGUAUCAGAAGGGAGGUACAUAUGCCUUUACGGUGGAGAGGACAUGGAAUGGAUCCGUAAAUUCACGACAACUGCUCGGGCGGUUGCUGAUGCCUCUAGGGUCCCGCUUGAGAUGCUGUAUGUCGGGAAGAGCAACCCGAGGGAGAAAGUCCGGAGGAACAAUGCAGCCAUCAUGCAAGAGAAGCUGAGCCACACGCUCCCCGACCUGACCCUGAUAUGGUUCUUCUGGGUCCGGCUGGAGAGCAUGUGGCACUCCAAGGUGCAGACCGGGAAGAGCGUGGAGAACGACCCAAUAAUGCAGGAGAUCAUGACGAUGCUGACCUACGACGGGAGCGACCAAGGGUGGGCGGUGAUCAGCAGGGGAUCCGCUGAGAUGGCCAAAGCAAAGGGCGACACGAUAGUGACCACCCUGAAGGACUAUGAUAACUGGAAGGAGAAGGCACACCAGAAGGGCUUUGUGCCCGCGCUGAAGGACCGGCUGCAGGAACUCCACACCCCGCACCACUGCACCCGCCUGAUACUGCCAGGGACCGCCGGGCGGAUACCCGAGAGGGUGGUCUGCGCGGAGUGCGGGCGAGCCAUGGAGAAGUUCAUCAUGUACCGCUGCUGCACGGAUUAAUUUAAAAUCACAGGAUACGUGCUUCCUUACAAGUUGUGUGCCAAUAAUUUGACCGUGUAUAUUUAUUUAGAAGCUACUAUUGUCAUCUCUUCUAUAAUGGCCAUAUGAAAGGCCAAUGCUGUACCUAUUGUGUAUGAAUCAAAUGUACAUCAUUUUAAUAACGACUAUCAAAGAUGUGUUUCUAAUCCGGCCAGUCGAUUCAUUUCA